GCUGAAAAUGAAUUAAAAAAAUUAUCCUCGGUACCUAUGCAAAGCUUCAGGAAGAGAUUAAAGUGGAAAAACAUAACUCCCUUGUAAUCAGGAUAUUUUACUAUGUUUACAUGCUGUAUAGAAUAGGAGUAUUAUAUAUUUAUAGUAUUUUAAUACCUUUUAGUCUCUAAAAUGCCAUCAGAUACACUGAUUCCCAAUGGAAAGUCUUGAACAUUUAGUUUAGCUUAUAAAGUGAAGUUACUGACAUUAAAUAAUAUGAACUUAGUAGUGUGUCUUGUUAAACAAGCCCUAUUAUUGCUGCCCUAAUUGUAGCAUACUCAACCUUAACAUUCUGUGAAAAGUGUUACAUGUGAACAAAUCCUAAAUCUGUGGUGCAGACACAUAUGUUGAAAUGGAAUAUAUUUAGCAUAAGUUAGUAAAUGAUUAAGUUGUUCUGUGUUGCUGCCUGCAAUGUGGGGAGACCAGCUGGCCCAGCCUCCAGCAGCAUUUUAAACCCUUAUGCAGGCUGGUGUGUCCCAGAAUUCAAUGGCCAACAUCUCAGCUCAGGUGCGAGACGUCCCAUUGUGACAUCAGUGAGUGGCAGAUGUGACAUGAUUGUGAUGUCAUGUCCCUUGUUGAUUAUACUUGGGUGCUGCCAGAGCCUGGGUCAGACUGGUUCCAGCCCUACAGUGCCUGUGAGUGGGAGCAGCUCCUGGUCCUCAGCUCCCCCCCGCCUGCUGGGACCAGACAUGGCCACGGAGACACAGUGGAGAUGCCCCAUCUGCCACAACACUCGGAAUGAUGUGGCUUUCACUCUGCCCUGCCACCACCAGUUCUGCCUGGGCUGCAUCCUGCGGUGGGCAAAGACAACCCCAGUGUGCCCACUCUGCAGCAGGCCAGUGGAGACUGUCAGGUUCUCUGAGCGGGGCGAGCAGGAUUACAUCCAGUUUGAAAUCACAGCCCCCGAGGAGCAAACGGAGACCAACCGCCAGGCAAGGAGAGCUCGCUUCUGCCUGGCUGAGAACAGCCCCCGGCACCCUGUGGUGCCCAGUCCACCUUCUCCACAGGGAACACUGUCCCCCGUUCGACAGGAGGAUGCAGGGGCGGAGCCCGUGGGUGGCAUCCUGCCUGAGGUGUGGGCAGCACUUUUCCAUUGCCAACAGCACCUCCUGGACCCUGCACGGUCCUGGCUGCGCCAGAGGCUGGCUGCACUCUACGGGGAGCAGUGGUGGAGGGUAGAGGCUGCAGAGGGAUCCAUCCUGCAUGGCCUCUGCGCCUGUGGGCUGCAUGCUGAGGUCCUGGUGGAGGUGCUGGAGCCCCUUCUCAGCAGGCACACAGCACCACUGAUCCAUGACAUCAUCAAUGUCAUCGUGAGCCAGUGCAGCGAGGAGGUACAGAGGCUGCAGGGCUUCCACCACACCAGAGAUGAGGACAACAGGCCUGCGGCCAGUGCCGGCUCCAGCAGCUCCCAGGACAGAACUCCCACCAGCAGCCCUGCAGGCUCCAAGGUGGAGGAGGGAGGUGGUACAUCACACACUGGCCUCCAAGGGAGUCCCAGCUGCCCCCGAGCUGUGCCCGACCCUGCAGAGCAGGACCAGCACUGGGAGGGGCUGGAGCAGCCAGAGGGGGCAGGUCCCUGUGCCCAGGGCAGCAGCCGCAGCCCCUCCACUCCUUGACGGGGCAGGGGCUACUCACCCAGGGGAUCCCAGCAACCCUCAAAGAGGAGGGUCCCCAGCCCCCAGGAUUCUCCUUAGCCCAGCGAGAGGUGGCCUCGCAGGUGGCAGUAGCAGGGCUCCAGAAACUCUUUAGCCAAGCAGAAGCAAAUAAAUUACUAUUUCCCUGA
Messenger RNA from Neopelma chrysocephalum (saffron-crested tyrant-manakin), 1822 nucleotides. RefSeq lists its product as uncharacterized. Bases 420 to 1655 code for a protein of 411 amino acids. Gene Ontology annotation, molecular function: metal ion binding; ubiquitin protein ligase activity. The record is from RefSeq and is a predicted model, not a curated record. The transcript has 2 exons. NCBI's taxonomy places the organism in Eukaryota, Metazoa, Chordata, Aves, Passeriformes, Pipridae. Gene Ontology annotation, biological process: protein polyubiquitination; protein monoubiquitination.